UCUCCACCCUCGCGGGAGUCGGACUCCACCCCCUCCCGUUCGUCCCUCCCUGGGCUGCACUGCUCACGCCUUCCUGUUAGUCCGAGCUGGGAGAAGUUCACUCCGAUCAGCUGAUCCCAACUGACAACAGGAGAGGAGGAAGCCCGGGAGGCAGCGAAGGAGGAGGGGGGCGGAGAUGGGGAUGAAGAUGGAUCCACCGGUGCCCUGAGGAACAGCCCCCGCCCCCGCCGGCGCACCGCGGUCCCCCGACGCCGCCUGGCUGCUGCCGAGCUGCUCCGUGGUAUCCCCUGAAAUAUUGACUUGAGGUUGGAUUAUAUUGCAAAGCUCCUGACCACUCUGUCACUAUACCAAAACCUCGUGGCCGAGGCCCAACUGAUGAGCCCACCUCAGUGAACCCAUCGGAUCUCUUUCAGAUAGCCCAAAGAGAUCCUUCCAGGCUUGCACUUUACAGACGGAUAACACCAUCAAACCAAAUCAACGUUGCUGCUGAUACAGGAAUCUUGGAGGCAGAAGAUUAAAAAUUGGAACGUUUGUGAGAGCGUGUGAAGAAUUCUGAUAGGACCCCAGAGGUUUUUUGUUUGUUUGUUUGUUUGUUUGUUUGUUUUAAGGCGUGCAGAACGCCCGUGAAGGUUCUGUGCAGGCUUCAGACCCAAAGCCUUGGUCUUCACUGCUGGGGAAAGCCCAGUGACGGUGACGUUGUGGGUGAUUUCCUUACCGGUCCGAGUAUGAGUGCCCAGACUUGCCCGGCAGACAAGGGCCUGAAUCCGGGGCUGAUGUGCCAGGAAAGUUAUGCCUGCAGUGGGGCUGACGAGGCGGUCUUUGAGUGUGAUGAGUGCUGUAGUCUGCAGUGUCUCCGCUGCGAGGAGGAGCUCCAUCGGCAGGAGCGCCUGCGAAACCACGAGCGGAUAAGACUCAAACCUGGCCAUGUCCCUUACUGCGACCCCUGCAAGGGUCCCAAUGGGCAUUCACCAGGUGUGAGGCAGAGGGCAGCCGUGAGGUGCCAGACCUGUAAAAUCAACUUGUGCCUGGAGUGCCAGAAGAGGACUCAUUCUGGGGGUAACAAAAGGAGACACCCCGUUACUGUGUACCAUGUCGCUAAGGUCCAGGGGUUACUGGAGGAAGAAGAGCUGGAUGAGGAGACCAGGAGGAAGAAGAUGACCGAGAAGGUUGUGAGUUUCCUCCUAGUAGAUGAAAAUGAAGAAAUUCAGGUAACGAAUGAAGAAGACUUUAUUAGGAAAUUGGACUGCAAACCUGAUCAGCAUCUGAAGGUGGUUUCUAUUUUUGGAAAUACUGGUGAUGGAAAGUCUCAUACUCUCAACCAUACUUUCUUUUAUGGUCGCGAAGUCUUCAAAACGUCCCCUGCCCAGGAGUCCUGCACCGUGGGAGUGUGGGCAGCCUAUGACCCAGUCCACAAAGUAGCAGUGAUAGACACAGAAGGGCUCUUAGGGGCUACGGUGAAUCUCAGCCAGAGAACACGACUGCUGCUUAAGGUCCUGGCCAUCUCAGACCUCGUCAUCUAUCGAACUCACGCAGACCGGCUGCAUAAUGACCUCUUCAAGUUCCUUGGGGAUGCCUCUGAAGCUUAUCUCAAACACUUCACCAAGGAGCUCAAGGCUACCACCGCCCGCUGUGGCCUGGAUGUCCCCUUGUCCACCCUGGGCCCUGCUGUUAUCAUUUUCCAUGAGACUGUGCACACUCAGCUGCUGGGCUCUGAUCACCCCUCCGAGGUGCCAGAAAAGCUCAUCCAGGACCGGUUCCGGAAGCUGGGCCGCUUCCCUGAAGCCUUCAGUUCCAUUCACUACAAGGGAACGAGGACUUACAACCCUCCCACGGACUUCUCUGGGCUCCGGCGUGCUCUGGAGCAGCAGCUAGAGAACAACACUACCCGUUCUCCCCGGCACCCGGGGGUCAUCUUCAAAGCCCUGAAGGCAUUGAGUGACCGCUUCAGCGGUGAGAUCCCCGAUGACCAGAUGGCGCACAGCUCCUUUUUUCCAGAUGAAUACUUCACCUGCUCUUCCUUGUGCCUCAGCUGUGGGGCUGGAUGUAAGAACAGCAUGAACCAUGGGAAAGAAGGAGUCCCUCACGAAGCCAAGAGCCGCUGCAGAUACUCCCACCAGUACGACAACCGGGUUUAUACCUGCAAGGCCUGCUAUGAGAGAGGCAAGGAGGUCAGCGUAGUGCCCAAGACAUCCGCUUCCACUGACUCCCCCUGGAUGGGUCUCGCAAAAUAUGCCUGGUCUGGGUAUGUGAUCGAGUGUCCUAACUGCGGCGUGGUCUACCGUAGCCGGCAGUACUGGUUUGGGAACCAAGAUCCUGUGGAUACGGUGGUACGGACAGAGAUUGUGCACGUGUGGCCGGGGACUGAUGGAUUUCUGAAGGACAACAACAAUGCUGCCCAGCGCCUCUUGGAUGGGAUGAACUUUAUGGCUCAGUCAGUGUCUGAGCUUAGCCUUGGGCCCACCAAGGCUGUGACUUCCUGGCUGACAGACCAGAUCGCCCCUGCGUACUGGAGGCCCAACUCCCAGAUCCUGAGCUGCAACAAAUGUGCUACAUCCUUUAAAGAUAACGACACCAAGCAUCACUGCCGGGCCUGUGGGGAGGGCUUCUGUGACAGCUGUUCAUCUAAGACCCGGCCAGUGCCCGAGCGGGGCUGGGGCCCUGCGCCAGUGCGGGUGUGUGACAACUGCUAUGAAGCCAGGAAUGUCCAGUUAGAUGUUACUGAAGCACAGACUGACGAUGAAGGCGGGACGUUGAUUGCUCGGAAGGUGGGCGAGGCCGUGCAGAGCACUUUGGGAGCUGUAGUGACAGCCAUUGACAUACCACUAGGUCUGGUGAAGGAUGCGGCCAGGCCGGCGUACUGGGUGCCUGACCACGAGAUCCUGCACUGCCACAGCUGCCGGAAGGAGUUCAGCAUCAAGCUCUCCAAGCACCACUGCCGGGCCUGCGGACAGGGCUUCUGUGAUGAGUGUUCCCAUGACCGCCGGGCUGUCCCCUCUCGAGGCUGGGACCAUCCUGUCCGAGUCUGCUUUAACUGCAAUAAAAAGCCCGGUGACCUUUAACCCCAGCUCCCUCUCCGAGUCCUUCACAAUUCCUUAGGUUCUCAGGGUUAGAAACAGAAGUCUCAUUGAGGUAGGCCCUCCCCACCGGGCACCUGUUAUGGUGUGUGUCCUCUACUCAUCCUGGGGUCACUAUCCUGCUGUGGGGGGAGGGAGGAGCCUGGCCAGGGCCUAACGUGUGAACCCCUCAGGGCGGGGGACCGAGCAGCUUAAAGUGGAAUGAACCUGAAUCCGUUGCAUUUAUGUCAGUUAAGAAAUCUACAACUGUGUGCGUAUAUCCAUAUGAAAGGGAUGUGGGGCGUAUUCAGGCUGCUGCUGGCUGUGAAGACAUAGCAGUCUGUCCCCAGCACAGGGAUAAGGUGGCAGUGGCCCCAGAUCCCCCCCCCCCCCCCCCCCCCAACAGAGCCAGGUUCAGAGCCACUGUGUUACUAGUCACCUUUUGCUUCUUCUCUGUGAGCCUUUGAAGCGUCUCCUUUCCUUGCCUUUUCCCAGGUACCUCUUGCUUGGAAUAGCCUGAAAGGAACCCACCUGGGUCCUCUGGAAUUGGAUCCCCAUUCCUGGCCUAGGCCUGUUUCAGUCAGAGACUACCCAACUUAGCGUGCAGGUCACCAGAGUGGGUGGAAGGUGAGGGGUAGGGUCCUCAGCCCUGAGAACUGGGGAGAGCACAGAAGGAAACAGGCCUUCCCCAGCAGUGUUUCCUGCUUAUUGAUGCUCCUGUGUCCACUUGGCUUUUUCCAGAGGCCGCACCCUGCCCCUGAACAGCACCUGCUUCCUUCCCCUCCACCCUGCAAGCCCACCAUCUGCUUCUGAGUGUUGCACUAGGAUUUUUAUUGCUUAUUUUGAAGUGUCUUAAUUCUUUGUUCCCUGAUACAUGACCCCUCUAGCUACUGGAGGGGUGACCUUGAGAAAUCUUCCAGGGAAACAGUGCACCGAAUGGACUGUUUUAAAUAUAUAUAAAUAUCUCGACGGAUAAUAAAGAAAAAAAUUCUCUUUGGUUCUUGCAAGAGAAGUCAAACUUGUUUCUUAUCAAGAGCCGGGACAUUCAUAUCUCUCAUGACUGGAAAGAGACUGUUGUGCCGAAAUCCUGUCGUCAUGGUGGAUUUUCUUCAGUGGCCAAAACCGAAGAAUUAAAUGUGGUGUAAUUCUUGACUGAACUGGUGGGUGGGCCGAACUUCAGGGAGGUACGUAGCGGUCAUUCCUGGCAUGAGUGCAGUGUGACGUGAGCCCUGGAAUGUGUUGGUCCUCAGACCUGCUCCCUUCCUGCCUCCUGUGGCCCAGUGACUCAGGGCCUACUCUAGUACUGUGUAUUAUCAAAUUCGCCAUUAUAAAGGAAUCUUCCUGCUGAA
Leopardus geoffroyi (Geoffroy's cat) is the source of this 4402-nucleotide messenger RNA. RefSeq names its product zinc finger FYVE-type containing 1 (gene ZFYVE1). Gene Ontology annotation, molecular function: metal ion binding. NCBI's taxonomy places the organism in Eukaryota, Metazoa, Chordata, Mammalia, Carnivora, Felidae. The transcript is spliced from 12 exons. The record is from RefSeq and is a predicted model, not a curated record. Bases 726 to 3059 code for a protein of 777 amino acids.